AUGGAAACUCCUCCAUGGGAAGCACUUAUUCUCGUAGCUAACUACCUUGACCCCAAAACACUGGCCAUAGCUUCAUGCGUGUCAAAGUCAUGGUUCUCUUCAAUGUCCUCUGAUCAUCUUUGGAAACCCAUCUUAGCCACCCAUUUUCCCUCUCUCUUCACUCUUCCACCCUCCGCCGCCGCCGCCGCCUCCUUCCGCCGCCUCUUUGCAAUAGGCCACGCCGCAGCCACGCGCCGCCACAUGAAGCCUUCAAAGCCCAAACUCUCGCUCAACGACCUCGUCUUUGCCAUUUCCAUUUCCCACCGAAACUCCCGCGUAGUUUCCACGGCAAGCGAUUGUGACGCGCUUGCAGUGGAUUACCCCGGCGUGUUCCGGUUCGGGGUUGGCUUUGACGACCCCGUUUUGAGCGAGGGUUUGGAGGAGGUGAGGGUUGCGUGGAACGUGGUGUUGAAAGGGUGGAGAGGGGUUUUCACCAUGAUGGAGUGUGAGGGGAAGGUGGAAUUUGUGGCCGGCGGUGAGGGGUGGUUCUCACAGGAGCUUCCGGCGCCGGGGUGUUGCUCGAAUGCGGUGGCGAGUGCGGUGGUGGCGGAUUUGAAGAUAGGGAUGUGCGGUAGCGGUGAAGGGAGUAGGAAGGUGAGGGUGGAGAAGGUGAGUGUGGGAAUUUUGAGUGUUGUGGAUUGGAGGUAUGUUAGCGUUGAAGAUGGUCUUAGGUACUUGGAACAUUUUCUUCUCACCUGCGGUUCAUAA
Abrus precatorius (Indian licorice) is the source of this 747-nucleotide messenger RNA. Its product is annotated as probable F-box protein At5g04010. The transcript has a single exon. The record is from RefSeq and is a predicted model, not a curated record. Gene Ontology annotation, biological process: gibberellic acid mediated signaling pathway; SCF-dependent proteasomal ubiquitin-dependent protein catabolic process. Lineage: Eukaryota; Viridiplantae; Streptophyta; Magnoliopsida; Fabales; Fabaceae. Gene Ontology annotation, molecular function: protein binding. The coding region runs from base 1 to 747 and encodes 248 amino acids. Gene Ontology annotation, cellular component: SCF ubiquitin ligase complex.